AUGGAUUUUUUUUAGGAAGAAGAAGAAGAACAUCCAGAAUAAAAAGGAUGUUGUGCCUUUUUAACAAUUCGAUAUUAUUAGCCAUAUUUUAAUGUUUCUGAAGAUGAUGUAAUUGAUAGAAUUAAGGCUUCCUUUCUUCCAUUUAAAAGAGACUUUCAUGAACGUGUAGCUGGAAAUCCUGAUUUGUAAAAAAGCAUGCAUUUAUAUAUAUAGAUGGGGUCCAUUAUGGAUUAGUGCAACAAUUAUAUUUCUUAUCACUGCUGUUGCAAAUAUAAAUUAAAUGAAUUUAGAAGGAUAAACAAAAUAUUCUGUAGCUUAUGUUCCUUAAUCAGCUGCAUUAUUAUAUUGUAUAAGUUUUGGAACACCAAUUAUCAUAACAAUUGUAAUGAAGAUUCUUGGUAGUGAUAUCAGAUUCUUUCAUACUCUUUGUCUUUAUGGUUAUUCAAUGUCUAUUUUAAUGCCUAUAACUAUUUUAUGUGUUAUUAGAUAUUAUAUUCUUUAAUGGUGUUUAGUUAGCUAUGGAAUGAUUAGCUCAUCAAUCUUCUUAAUUAUGGGAAUGAGAAGGUAUUCAUUUUUUAAUUAAUUUAGAAUUUUAGGGGAUUUAGAAUAAGCUAAAAGAUAUAUCAUUGUUGGAAUUAUUUUAGCUAUGCAAUUUAGUUUAUAUUUGAUUUACAAAUUAGUGUUUUUUAAAGUUAUAGAAAAGAAUUCUGCGGAAUGA
Messenger RNA from Paramecium sonneborni, 718 nucleotides. The record is from the annotation of a GenBank genome assembly. Lineage: Eukaryota; Ciliophora; Oligohymenophorea; Peniculida; Parameciidae.